Molecule: messenger RNA, 663 nt
Organism: Drosophila subpulchrella
Lineage: Eukaryota; Metazoa; Arthropoda; Insecta; Diptera; Drosophilidae
Product: G-protein coupled receptor Mth-like
Exons: 3
Coding region: 1-663 (220 amino acids)
Molecular function (GO): G protein-coupled receptor activity
Source: RefSeq, a predicted model, not a curated record
AUGUGGGUGUUACUAGGAUCGCUUGUGACAGUUGUCUUUCUGAUUACUCCCAAGACAAAUGCAGAAAUUGUUGAUUGCGAUUUCUUUGACACUGUCGAUCUCUCGGCAGCUCGAAGGCUCUGGAAUGGUGCAUAUAUAUAUGAGGGCCUUCACAUUCCCGCCCAUUUGACGGGUGAAUAUAACUUUAAAAUUUUGCCAGACGGGACGAAGGAGAAGGUGGAAACCCACAUAAGGGGGUGUGCCUGCAAACUGAAACCCUGCGCCAGGGUUUGUUGCCCUCGAAACAACCAGAUACAGAACACCGUGUGCUACAUGGACCUUGAAAACUUUGACUGGCUUGACCCGUACUUAAGCGUGACUCUAAGCAAUGGGACAUUGGUCCGAAGGCAGCCUAAAACCGAUAUUAUCGUCCAGUGGGAUUUACCCUUGCAAUGUGACUACAUGAUCUACCUAAACAGCAAGGAGGAAUCUGAUCAGUACACUUUGUUCGAGAACGGAACCUUUGUUCAAGACCAUAAAUACAACAUGAUCCUUAAUAGGCCUCAGUACUGCCUCCAGCAUCUUCAGUUCAGGGACGAAAACACGAAAUACAUAAGUAAAAAGCCAGAGCCACUCAUCUGCUUGAUAUUGAUUUCUAAAACGUGGAAUAAUGCCGACUAUUAA